AUGUUGUACAGACAGGAAACCAACCCUUCAAUACAAGAAUUCAUCACACCUUGCACAGAACUAAGCUUAAAUGCUGAACACCCUGAAACAAUUUUUACAAACUUAGUAAUUAAAUCAGACAAACUAAGGAAACUAACUAUAAUUAAUUUCGACAUCACCAAGCUAGAUGUGUCCAAAUGCACAGCAUUAAGAUCAUUAACAUGUACGAAUAACAACAUAACUGAGCUAAUUGUAAAUAAAAACUUGAAAGCACUUGAUUGUGCCAACAAUAAAAUUACAAAAUUCACUCCCCCAGAAGAUUUAAAUCAAUUGAUAUGUUCUUAUAACAAACUAACAACCCUAAUUCUAAGCCCUAAUAUAAUAAAAGCCUAUUGUGAUUACAAUGCAUUAAAAACUUUAUACCUAAAUCCUAAAAUAAGAAUAUUAAAUUGCAAUAACAACCAAUUAAGAAACCUUAACUUAAACGAACAAUUAUUAAUACUAUUUUGCAAGCGAAAUUUACUAUCAAAAAUACAGCUCAAUUCAAACUUAAUGGAAUUACACUGUGCUCACAACUUAAUAGAAUCAAUAAAAAUCAACAACUCGUUGAGAAAGCUGUCAUGCAAGGACAAUAAAAUUAUAACCCUUACAUUAAAUCACUUUUUCCCACAUAAAAAAAUCCUACUCAAAACAGACUGUGAGUUAAUAAUUAUACCCCAAGCAACACCAUUUAAGAAUUUUACACCUACCUUAAAUGAAGAAGAAACAUGUCCCAUAUGUCUUGAAUCAGAAGGACAACUAAUAAUAACUGACUGUAACCAUAAAUUUCAUCUAAAUUGCAUUACUCUUAUUAGAAAUGACAAAUGCCCUUGCUGUAGACAACCAAUACAACAACUAAGAACAAAACGUUUCGAGCUAGAAUAA
Molecule: messenger RNA, 903 nt
Organism: Macrosiphum euphorbiae (potato aphid)
Lineage: Eukaryota; Metazoa; Arthropoda; Insecta; Hemiptera; Aphididae
Source: the annotation of a GenBank genome assembly